Molecule: messenger RNA, 3384 nt
Organism: Syngnathus acus (greater pipefish)
Lineage: Eukaryota; Metazoa; Chordata; Actinopteri; Syngnathiformes; Syngnathidae
Gene: rhogd
Product: ras homolog gene family, member Gd
Exons: 2
Coding region: 97-672 (191 amino acids)
Biological process (GO): regulation of cell shape; regulation of actin cytoskeleton organization; establishment or maintenance of cell polarity
Cellular component (GO): cytoskeleton; cell projection; cytoplasmic vesicle
Molecular function (GO): GTP binding; GTPase activity; protein kinase binding
Source: RefSeq, a predicted model, not a curated record
UGGGCAGCUCCCCGGAUGCGGCUGUGAUUGACUGUACCAGGCAGAAGAGAACGCUAGCUAAGUGGCGGUGCUGCAGCCCCAGUGGUCGUUGGCAGGAUGCAGACCAUAAAAUGUGUGGUGGUUGGCGAUGGGGCAGUGGGGAAAACUUGCCUUCUUAUCUCAUACACCACUAAUGCCUUCCCUGAAGAAUACAUUCCAACGGUGUUUGACAAUUAUAGCGCCCAGAUGAGCGUGGACGGCCGCACCGUCAGCCUCAACUUGUGGGACACGGCCGGCCAGGAGGAGUACGACCGCCUGCGUACUCUUUCCUAUCCUCAGACCAACGUCUUCAUCAUCUGCUUCUCCAUCGGCAGCCCCUCCUCCCACGCCAACGUCAGGCACAAGUGGCACCCCGAGGUGUCUCACCACUGCCCCAAUGUGCCCAUCCUGCUGGUGGGCACCAAGAGGGACCUGAGGGGUGAUGCGGAAACAGUGAAGAAGCUGAAGGAGCAGGGUUUGGCUCCCACCACCCAUCAGCAGGGAAACGCCCUCGCCAAGCAAAUCGGGGCUGUCAAGUACAUGGAAUGUUCGGCGCUGCUGCAGGAAGGCGUCAGGGAGGUGUUUGCGGAGGCCGUCAGAGCAGUGUUGUAUCCCGUCACGAAAAAGAACACCAAGAAAUGUGUGCUCUUGUAAUAACGCUUCCUGGAUUUGGAUUGUGGAGAUCCACAGAUGCGAACGAUGGCUGCUUCCAUGCCACCUCGAGCAGUUUGCUCACUUCUUUUCAGCUCCUUUUUCAUCUUCGGGAGGGCUUCAUCCUUACGACGCCAUCAUCACCAAAGUGACUUUGACGAAACGGGGGCAAAAAAGUGGAUCUUGUAUUUUUCUUACCUUUAAAAUUUUGAUAUUUACCCGUUCUUCACGUUACACUUGAUCUAGAUUUAUAGCGUCCCUGCUUUGCCUUUCUAAACAAAUGCUGAUCAUGGUUGUCACAAGCCAUCUAAACCAAGCUGCCCUAUUUGACUGGAGAGAAGAGAUCUACUGUUGUUUAGGUGGAGAACUAGUGACUACCUCAUACUCUAAACUUAGGUUGCAUCUCAUGAGUCUCAAGCAACUGCAUUUUGACCCGGGCUAUUAAUUAGGCGACACGGCUGAGCAGCCUUUUUUCCAAUUCAAACAACUUGAGUCCAGAAAAGGGCAGAAUGAAGUCUAGAUGAGAGCCAAUUCCCAGUAGGCGCAGAUGUGCUGAGUCUGGGGUGUUGGAAAGAGAACUUCAGGUCGUAGCACAGCCCUCUUGGGUCUCUUCUCAGUACGCAGGCGGUCUUCUCCUUCAGAAAUGUGCCUAAGCAUGACCCUUGAAAUAAGAUGGGCCUUUGACCCCAUUUUCCUUGAUCAGUUUUCUCAGAAUGUUCUGAACUCCUGUUUCUUUGGCAGCGCUGGGAGGUGGUGGCCAAGUGCAGAUGUAGCUAGCUAGCUUUACAUAGUCAACAGCAUUUCAGUCUUUUAGACAGCAACGGCGCCUCUGCUGGUUGCAGCCAAGUAAUGCACUCCAUAUUGCCUCUUUUGCUAGCCAAUGGAUUUUGUAUGCCCUUCUUGCUUCAUAUUUACAGAAACUCUAUUUUCUGAACAUGUUGAAGUUCCUCCUCAAAUGUUUUUAAGUGGCCAAAGUGGAAUAUAUAUUUUUGUAAUCACUUAUGUUUAUUGGAUCUUAAAGGUGGUAAAACCCACACUUGCAUCAUGACUGCCUCCAUGCAUGAAAUGCUAGCAGACGACUAUGAAUUACCCCGCAAAUACCGAAAUACAAUGGAACCUGCAACAUUGAACAAUUUCUGUUAGUUUCUCCAAUUUAGAAAACAAAAUCUCUCUUUGUAAGUUGAGUUAAUGUGUUCCAGAGUCAAGCUGUCGCUGUCAGUAAUUCUUUAUCUACUCUGGAGCAAUUGUUUCAAGUAACAUUUUAACAUUCCUACCGGUAUCAUGCUGCUACCAGCCCUAUUUUUUUGCUGCUGAUCUCAACCACCUAAGGCGAAGCAAAAUCAAACAUUAAGUCCUCGUCACCAGUAGUUGUUGCUAUACUGUGGCAAUUUAACACAUUGCAGGAUCAUCAUCUGGGUCAGGAAAUAAGGUCGCAAAUGAAAUUUCAUGAAUCCAAACUGCUAGAGAUAUCAUUACUGUGAGUACUCAAGACUGAAGAUGCACACUAGUAUUAGUCUGAAAAAGCGUGCUAUCAAACAUCCCUAGAUGCCAGCUAGAUUGGUAAUGGAGACGAAUUAUUGGUGAGCCUUUUUAUCAUUUUCAUCCUCGUCCUUUGCUGUCUUUUUUUCCCCCCCAGCCACAUGCUGCUCAUAGUUCUCAUGCUGAACAGCAUACAGAAACUUGUUCCCAAAGUUGCAUUUCUGGUUUUGGUGAUUAUCAUAUUCCCCGCCAUUUCCGCCACCCUCGUGUUAAUUUUGGGCUAUUUGACUUUACAGGUUCCAUUGUAUGUGAGCAGUAUUGCAAUAUAUAUUUCUUAUCUUAAAAAUAAUUUCAUUACUGAAAAAGGGCUAUUACUGCUGCGGUGUGCAUUUUUUGCAGCAUGUUGCAGCACCCAAACUGUCAUGAUUGAUGGUAGAAGUGUUGGUGCGGUCAGGAUGCCUUAUCCAAACCAAAAGCCACAGUGGGGCUCCUUUGACAAAGUUUGUCAUUUUAAUGCCACAAAGAGCUCCAAGCCGUCAUGCUAUGACUUUCAUAUUUGGUCAUUGAAGCCUUACUUUCUUCCUGCCAGUAAGCACACUGCAGCGCUCUAUAAAACAGCUGCAGAAUUGACAUCUCAGUGCGCCACAACCACACUUUUUCUUUUUUUUUUUUUUUUUAACUCACUGUGGUUUAUAUGCCUGCAUUGGUGGAUGUGGUGCAGCAAUAACUGCAUUGGUGGAAGGUGCCUUGUCAGUUUAAAGAUUUGUGUUUAUCGUUAGAAUAAGCGGUUGCUUUCUUUUAGCAUCAAUAACUGUUUCAACUGUGGAGUUAAUUGUAUUAAACCGGUCUGUUGUGCUCUGUAACAACCUAAGCGCAAUAACAGCAAAAGGGCUGAAAUUUAAAUAAAAACAUUGUGUUGAAUGUAAGUGCACAAUUAGAAUAACUGUGGUCAACUUUUUUUUUUUUUUUUUAAAUAUAUAUUUUGUAUUCCCCUUUAACCGGAUGUCCAGAUUUCAUUCAAAUAAUAUGAUGGAAGUGGAACAUGCACCUGUGGGCUCUCUGUCGUCUGCGUCCCAGUGCUGUUUGCUACGGCGCGCGUGGUACUACGCUUUUACACUGGGAACUUGAUUUGUAGAGAUCUGUAAUUGUAUUAUAUAUAACAAAGCAUAUUUGUAUAAAUGAACUAACAGUGAGAUGAUUUUAAAUUAUGCUAAAUAAAAUGGUCGUUCAAACCAG